AGGACGACUAAUGCAAUGCAACUUCCAUAGACUCCAGAAAGUCCAACUUCAUAUGCGCAGAUUUCCAUUAAAAUUAUCUGAAUAAGCAUUAACUGCAUUGAAAAGUCUUUCAGCUUUCAACUUCUUUCUCUCUCACCCUUUCCAUGGCUUUAUCUUCUUCAUAACAACUCUUUUCCAUCAUUUCCUAUUUUUUCAUUAGGCUUUUUCUUUUUUUCUCAAUUCUGCAAUCUUUUCUGAAUCAAAGUACUCUCUCUCAUUGAUUGUUUCGAUUCUGCUUCUUUUCUCAAUUUGCCAUUCUUUAUACCGUUGUUUUUACUCUCUGUUGCGCUGUUUUUGCCUUUGUUAAUUUUAAUUUCCCAAAUGGGUUUUGUCUAUUGUUGUUGUUUGAUUGAUUCUUCUGAAUAGAGAAUAUUAAGAAACGGGUCGAGUUUGAUAUUAAUAUUCUGUUUUGGGUUCUAAAGGUUUGGUGGGUUUAAUUUGGUUCCUAGUGAAGUUGAGUUUUUCGUGUUUGUUCUUGGAAAUGAGGCUUCUGGUUCGUGUAGUAGAGGCAAGAAAUUUGCCGGCAAUGGAUCUAAAUGGGUCAAGUGAUCCAUAUGUGAGAGUGCAGCUGGGAAAGCAGAAGUUCAAGACCAAAGUGGUGAAGAAGAACUUGAAUCCAAGUUGGGGAGAGGAAUUCAGUUUUCGGGUUGAGGACUUGAAGGAGGAGCUUGUAAUCUCUGUGCUAGAUGAGGACAAGUACUUCAAUGAUGACUUUGUUGGGCUGCUUAAAGUGCCAGUCUCGCUCGUUUUUGAUUCGGAGAGUAAGUCUCUUGGCACUGCUUGGUACGCUCUGCAACCCAGAAACAAAAAGUCCAAGAACAAGGACUGUGGUGAAAUUCUUUUAGGUAUUGGUUUUUCUCAAAAUAAUGCUUUUGUUGACCUGAAUCAUGAUGGCGAUCAUGCAUCACAGUUGAGAAAGAAUGCAGAUGCAGUGACAGAAGCUCCUUCUAGGUCAUCUGGUGGACCCUCAAACUCAUCCUCUCCGGGGAGAUUUGAGGAAGUUGCACCCUCUAAAGAGGAAAAGUGCAGUGCACAAAAGAACUUUGCUGCCAGAAUUGUUCAGAUUUUUAAUAAAAAUUCUGAUACAGCAUCAACUGCUGGUAGUAAAGGCAUUGAGAAUUCGGAGCCUCCUGAAACUAUUGGACCUGAGGUAUCUAAGGAUGAGGCGGAUGAUCCUUCCUCUCCAGGUGACUUUGGAGAAAUCAUGAAGGCAAUGGAAUCCAAAGAUAUGGGAAAUGAAAUUCCAAGCAAUCUACCAGGAGGGGUCCUUGUAGACCAAUUAUAUAUGAUUGCUCCCAAAGAUUUAAAUUAUCUACUUUUUUCACCUGAUUCAAGUUUUCCAAGAUCAUUGGCAGAUCUACAGGGGAAUACUGAACAACAGUUUGGUACCUGGAAAUUUGAGAAUGGUGGUGAGAGUUUGAAAAGAGUGGUUACUUAUAUUAAGGCAGCAACCAAAUUAAUUAAGGCUGUGAAAGCCACUGAGGAACAUACAUAUGUAAAAGCUGAUGGAAAGGUUUUUGCUAUUUUAGUGAGUGUGAGCACUCCAGAUAUUGUGUAUGGGAGCACCUUUAGAACUGAAUUGCAAUACCUCAUUACUCCUGGCCCUGAGCUUCCUUCAGGAGAACAAACUUCACAUUUGGUAAUAUCCUGGAGAAUGAAUUUUUUGCAGAGCACCAUGAUGAAAGGGAUGAUAGAAAAUGGAGCAAAACAAGGUCUAAAAGAUAGUUUUGAACAAUUUGUGUCUUUAUUAUCUCAAAAUGUUAAGCCAGUUGAUUUGAAGGACAUAGGAUCCACUAAGGAACAAGUUUUGGCUUCUUUGCAGGCUGAACCCCAGAGUGAUUGGAAACUGGCUGUACAAUAUUUUGCUAACUUUACUGUACUUACUACAGUUUUUAUUGCAUUAUAUGUACUUCUUCACAUCUGGAUAUCCCCUCCCAGCCCAAUUCAAGGGCUAGAGUUUGUGGGACUUGAUUUACCAGAUUCAAUCGGUGAACUCAUUGUGUGUGGUGUCCUGGUUCUUCAGUGUGAAAGGGUACUAGAGUUACUUUCUCGUUUCAUGCAGGCCAGGAUACAAAAGGGAAGUGAUCAUGGAGUGAAAGCACAAGGGGAUGGGUGGCUGCUCACUGUUGCCUUGCUUGAGGGGAGUAAUUUGGCAGCUGUUGACUCAAGUGGCUUCUGUGAUCCAUAUGUGGUAUUCACCUGUAAUGGGAAAACUAGAACCAGCUCAAUUAAGUUCCAGAAAUCUGCUCCAUUGUGGAAUGAAAUAUUUGAAUUUGAUGCAAUGGAUGACCCUCCUUCUGUGUUGGAUGUGGAAGUUUAUGAUUUUGAUGGGCCUUUUGAUGAAGCAACAUCUUUGGGACGUGCUGAAAUUAAUUUUGUAAAAUCUAAUAUAUCUGAUCUUGCUGAUGUGUGGGUUCCUCUUCGAGGAAAGUUAGCACAAGCCUGUCAGUCUAAGCUGCACCUAAGAAUUUUCUUGAAUAACACAAGAGGUAGUAAUGUUGUUAAAGAGUACUUGAAUAAGAUGGAGAAAGAGGUGGGGAAGAAGAUAAACUUGCGAUCUCCACAAACAAAUUCAGCUUUUCAAAAGCUCUUUGGGCUUCCACCAGAGGAAUUUCUCAUCAAUGAUUUUACCUGUCACCUAAAGCGAAGAAUGCUCUUGCAGGGUCGUUUAUUUCUAUCAGCGAGAAUAAUUGGCUUCCAUGCAAAUUUGUUUGGGCAGAAGACUAAAUUUUUCUUCCUUUGGGAGGAUAUAGAAGAUAUCCAAGUUUCUCCUCCUACGUUAUCAUCAAUGGGGAGUCCUACCAUUGUUAUGACUCUCUGGCCUGGGAGGGGUAUGGAUGCCAGACAUGGGGCCAAGACUCAAGAUGAAGAGGGGAGGCUGAAAUUCCACUUCCAGUCUUUUGUAUCUUUCAAUGUAGCGCACAGGACAAUCAUGGCUUUAUGGAAGGCUAGAUCGUUGUCUCCUGAACAGAAGGUGCAAAUAGCGGAAGAAGAAGAAUCGGAAGCUAAAAACCUCCAAACUGAAGAAAGUGGGUCCUUCUUGGGUCUUGAGGAUGUCAACUUAUCUGAGGUUUAUUCUUCUGGUGUUUCGGUCUCUACCAACUUCUUUAUGGAGCUCUUCAAUGGGGGUGAGUUGGAGCGGAAGGCGAUGGAGAAAGCUGGUUGUCUCAACUAUUCUCAUACCCCAUGGGAAUUGGAGAAGGAUGAUGUGUAUGAGAGGCAAAUACAUUACAGAUUCGAUCGGCGCAUUUCCCGUUAUGGAGGAGAGGUGACUAGUACACAGCAGAAACACCCCCUAUCUGAUCAUAAAGGCUGGCUUGUUGAAGAGGUUAUGACCCUUCAUGGAGUUCCACUGGGCGACUAUUUUAAUCUUCACUUGAGAUACCAAAUUGAGGAUUCGCCCUCAAGACCUAAAAGCUGUCAUGUACACGUAUUCAUCGGAAUUGCGUGGCAGAAAGACACUCGGCAUCAGAAAAGGAUUACAAAGAACAUCCAUUCAAGUUUGGAAGAUCGGCUGAAGGUGAUUUUUAGUGUUGUUGAGAAGGAAUUUUUGAACAGAUAGGGAUGUGCACUGCUGUGAGGUUGACAUUGUGGACUUGAAGGAGCAGCUUCAUUAUCCAACUUCUGCUUUCUACAACAAAAAUAUAGUGUGCAUUUUCUUUAGUGAAUCCUGCUCAGUGCUUACUUAUGUUAGUAUGUGAUUUCUUGAUUGUGGAUAAAGUAGAGGACAAACUCAAGUUGCAGCCUCAAAAUGAAUGAAUGAAUGAAGAGGAUCGGCUCCACUAAAGCACUUGAAAUUGCAGGGGAGUAAGCAACUCAAAACGCAAAUAUGAAAAGCCCAGAGGGUAAAGGAGAAGCUUUCAAGUGCUUCUAAAUCAAUACAGAAGACGCAAGUGUUUGUAAAGAAACCAACCAAAAAGGUUCUUCUGCUCUUUUCUCUGCUGAUUCAGCUCUCAGGAUAGUCUAUAGGGAUUUUUUUUUUCUUUAUGAAAAAGGAAUUGAUUUUCUUGCCUCCUGUUCAGAUCCAAGAUAUAGGAUGAAGUAAGAUUAACCUUUCUUUCUUUUUAAAAAAAGAAAAAAAAUGUCUCGUUGUGGAUUGCAUAUGGUGCUUUCAGAUUGUUUGUAAUUCUACUAUAUUAAUUUAAUUAUCAAAUAAAUUUUUUAUUUUUUA
Manihot esculenta (cassava) is the source of this 4210-nucleotide messenger RNA. RefSeq names its product C2 and GRAM domain-containing protein At1g03370. The record is from RefSeq and is a predicted model, not a curated record. Lineage: Eukaryota; Viridiplantae; Streptophyta; Magnoliopsida; Malpighiales; Euphorbiaceae. Bases 521 to 3601 code for a protein of 1026 amino acids. The transcript is spliced from 9 exons.